Molecule: messenger RNA, 1772 nt
Organism: Cotesia glomerata
Lineage: Eukaryota; Metazoa; Arthropoda; Insecta; Hymenoptera; Braconidae
Exons: 5
Coding region: 112-1473 (453 amino acids)
Biological process (GO): cilium assembly
Cellular component (GO): ciliary transition zone
Source: RefSeq, a predicted model, not a curated record
UUGCUACGGCGCUUAAUAUCAAAACAAACGUCCAGUCCGUUGCUAGGAAUAUCCAUGUGUAAUUGUUAGUUCGAUACAAAUUGACAUUAAAAAAACAAUAUUUCUCUGUGAAUGGACCACAAAAAACAUUCACAGAAGCGAUCACGCUUAAAUAAAACUUCUGAAAUAAUAGAUUCAUCGAGUUUGGAUAACUAUUUUUCAGAAAAUAACAAUUCAAAAUCUUCAAAAAGUGCAAGUGAUAUAUCUAAACUGAGAUAUUUUAAUUCCAGUAAUCUAAGUGUAAGUAGAAAUCAUCAAACUGUGAAUGAUGACUCUGACAAUGAGGAAAAUUUUAACAAGAUUCCGAACAACGAACAGUAUAACAGAAGAGACUCAUCUAGUUCAGAAGAAACCGACGAGAAUAAUUCCGAUGAUGAUGUUCACAAAAGGAAAAUCAAACAAAGUAGUAAGGUGCUAUCUAAACAAGAAAAAAGACGUAAAAAAACAUCACAGAGGCGGUUGCAUAAUCAACGAGAAGAAAAACGUAUUUCGUCGUCUCGGAAUGACAAUGAAGAGGACGUUGACGAGGAUCGGGCUUCUGUAAAACGACAUCGCACUGUACAGACGGCAAGAAAAAAUUCCAAGCGUCUAAGAACAACAAAAUCGCGUAAUGGCAAAGAAGGUGGGAAAAAAGAAGGACGAGGUGGUACAAAAGAUAAUGAAGUACCAAUAACAGAAAUUUUACGGCAAGCUGAAGAAAAUCCGCGAAGACAGUAUGAAGAGCCGAAGCCUUUAACCCAGUUGAGCACAGAUACAAUUUAUGUGCAAGGUGUAAAUCGUUUUAGUGCCGUUAAGAUUCCUGCAGAACGUAUUACUCGAGGUCGCCGAGGUCCUGAUACAGGUGAAACUGCCAUGUAUCCAAUAAAAAUUGCAAUAUUGGCGCAAAAGGCUUGGAAGAAUGCUGGAUUUAUUUAUCAAGGUCUCCUUGCUGGAAUGGCAUUUAUUCAUUUUAUUUUAAUUCAAACAUAUUUUAAACCGCUGAAGAAACCCAUUGAAGAUUAUUCAAUUAUUGCUGAAAUAUACACUAAUUUAUUUUCUUUUUUCAUUGUAAUGUGCAUUAUUUCUGCUUUUGAUAGAUUUGACUUGGCUCAUUUUGAUAUAGAACAUUUUAGAGGAUUAUAUAACAAUUAUGCUAAAGCUAUGACAGUAAUACCACUAUAUAUUGCAGUAUUUUGCUUACAUCAAGCCACUUUGUCAGUUAAUGAUAAAUUAGUUUUACUAAACUACACUAAAAAUACGACUAGUUAUAUAAGUGAAAAUAUAACAACAACAACUAUCAGUGAUGAAGAACUUGAAGAUUGGAAAGCAAUAACAUUAACAAAAGAUGGAAUAGUCGUAGUAGCCUGGUUUUUAGUUUCAUUUGGUCCACCAAAUGAUAUGCUUCUAACUCACCUUAAGUCACUGGAAAAAUAUCACAAUAGUGAAUAUUAUUAGAAUAAAUAUAUAUGUAUAUUUUUAUUAGAAAAGGAUCGCAGCAAUUGAUUAAAUAAAUAACUCGAGUGAACAUGUACGAUUAUUAUUUGAUCGUCGGAAAAAUGUAUGUACUUUGUAAUUCGCAGUACAAUAACUUGAUACUUUUGUGAUACAAAAGAUACUAACAUUAAAUGGAUAUUUAAUGACAAUUGUAUAAUUAUUAACUACCGAUGAAUUACAAUUUUUUGUGUGAGAUAAAAGUAAAAGACUGUAAAAAAUAAUAAUUAUCAACAAUAGGACGUAGUGAUAGUAUAAAACAA